Molecule: messenger RNA, 6175 nt
Organism: Haliotis rufescens (red abalone)
Lineage: Eukaryota; Metazoa; Mollusca; Gastropoda; Lepetellida; Haliotidae
Product: plexin-A1-like
Exons: 27
Coding region: 423-4718 (1431 amino acids)
Biological process (GO): semaphorin-plexin signaling pathway involved in axon guidance; sensory neuron axon guidance; regulation of cell migration
Cellular component (GO): semaphorin receptor complex
Molecular function (GO): semaphorin receptor activity; protein binding
Source: RefSeq, a predicted model, not a curated record
UGUGAAUGCGUGCGUGCGUGUGUGUAUGCGUGCAUGUGUGUGUGUGAUGCCCCAUCCCUACCAUUCCCCCUAAUUCUCCUCCCCCGAAAAGAUUAAUCCGACGUAGAGUGUUAUGCGCGGGGAUGGCAUGCCUAUCUUGUGUUGUCACUACACUCUAGAUGUGCACAAGCCGGGGACUGUAGCGGUAAUACUGUGGGGAAGGUGGGGAAGAGGAAGUGAUAUCGUUCAGGGCGAGUAAGUGGAACAACUCGGCCGUCAUUAACAAGAAAAAAUACUUCAACAGCUACUUCCCAUUUGCCCUGGCAGUACCACACUUACACAACUGGAUCGCACACUUCAGCUGGUAACUCAACUCGCAUUCAAAGGAAUUAUGAUCAGUGACAAUGCACGUAUAUGUGGAGACUGGUGACUGACAAGGCAAGAUGGAUCCUGACGCUACCGUCAAGAAGAAAGGAAUGUAUAUUUUCGCGACUUUGGUAGCAGUAGCACUGGCUGUAGUGACGGAGGUGACAGGAGGGAAAUGCCCGGAUAUAGAAGACAACUUUACACACAUGAUACUUCACAAGGACACUGUGUACAUAGCCGGGUCUAAAUGUGUCUGUCGGGGAAAGGCAGGGGUGCUGGAACCUUGUGCGGAGACAGGCUCUCGCACCACUGUGUUGGUAUUAGUAGCAGAAACACAGCUGUUAAUGUGUUAUGCAUCAGGGAAAUGUGAAACACGUAUGCUGAAUAAAAAUGACCUUUCUUCAAACACAAGUUUAGAACUUAGCCCAUCAAUAUUUGGAGAUGAAAAUGAAACCAUUGUGUUUCCGUCUUCUCUCUCUGGAAACAGUACUGUUUUGUACACGUCUACAAAAGUGUCUCUUGGGAAUUCGAACAAUGCCACUUCCACCCUGAGUGUUUGGAAACUGGAGUAUCAACUGAAAAAAGCGACAAGGACGUACACUAUUGAUCUUGUAGAAAACGUCACACAGAUGUACCGGACAAACUAUAACCCUGUGGGCGGGUUCAGUUUCAAUGGGGCUGGACACUUCUUUGCAAACCAGAUCGCAAACACAACGAAUAAUUCGACUGUUUCAAAACUCAUAGUUGUUUGCAAUAACACAUACACAGAUGUAGUUAUUGAUAGGAAUUAUUGGGAACCUAUAUCUGAUGUUGUUUUACUCUCUGCAGGUCAAAACCAUGAAAAGUUCAAAUCUGCUCAUAACACGACGUACGACGCUCUUGUUCUUGCCGUCUUUGAGAACAGGGAGAACAAUACAUCGCGGUUGACCUAUUAUACUUUUGAAGAUCUUUACACAUCUUUGUCAUACGCCGCAACGUCCAUGCAAGAAGACAGAUAUCUGAAACCAUAUAGAUUAAACAACACAUGUAACAGGUCAAAAGAAACCCUAUGCCAAAGUGAGGAGCGGUGUAAAAACUUCAUAGCAGAGUUCUCCUCCCAAGUUGGGAGUCUUGGAAAUUUAACGAACCUACUAUCCGGACUUCGAGAACCGAUCGGCAGGAUUCACAGGGUUACAGGAGCAUCAAUUCACGGCGGUCUUCACAGUUUGAUAUUAGUGGCUCCGACGAAUGGGUCAGUUCAAAUGUUAUACAUAACACGAAACAAAAACCUGCUGAAAGGUGUUUACAUCGGCAAUCUGUCAAUCGAGGGGACAGCAGUCAGACAGAUGAAGAUCGUUGAAGAUGAUGGUGUGAUCGUUCUCUACGAAAACAGAACUGAGAAAGAGUGCCUGCACAAAGUUCCGUGCAAUGGUAUUAUUUCAUCAUGUUUGAAUCGGUCUGAUCCGUUCUGUGGAUGGUGUUGGAACAAAACAAAAUGUACUACAUUCAAGGACUGUGGUCACCUCUAUUGGAUACCAAUUAACGCAGAUGAUGGCGAUGCUUUUAUUGACACACUGAGUCCAGAUAAGGGCCCAAUGGCAGGGGGCACACGUCUCACGCUGAAUGGGAGAAGCCUUCAUCUCCUCAGCAUCAGCAUCAGCGCACUCACCAUCACCAUAGGGGAGAAGACGUGCACGGGCAUCAACAUUACUAGCCAUGAUGUCAUGACGUGUCUCACACCCCCCAGUCAGUCGCCAGGACAACAGAACGUGACGUGGACGAACGGUAAAAGUGACAUCAACCCAAUCGGCACAUUCCGUUACGUUGAAGACCCCACUAUAGCAGGGAUAUUCCCAAACAGAUCCUUUGACAGUGGCGGGAGAAACUUGGUAAUAUCAGGGACCAACUUCGACGCCAUCCAGAAUCCCAGAAUGCAGAUCGUGGGCGCGAGCGUGUCGGAGGGUUGCCGCCACACAAAUGACAGUUUGAUAGAGUGUAGUGCUCCAACAAUCACGAAGGACCUCAGAGACAAGCUUGAGAUAGACAACAACCCCGACAACGCUGAUCUAAUACAAGUGGAGGUGGAAUUCAAAAUGGAUGGAGUCAAUUCCAGUUUACUUCGCCAGACCUUGGAGAUAGUGAGCGAUCCCGUAUUCUAUAACUUCACUGAGGAGGGCAUGACCAAAGAGCUCGUGGAGGGGAUACGAACUGUCAUCAUCAUCAGGGGGGAACGAAUCAAUAUAGCUGCAGCAGCAGCUGACUUCCACGUGACUGUUGGUAGGAAUAGCUGUGACGUACUCUCCAGGAAGGUGUACAGAACUGAGAUCCACUGCCUGGCCCCGGAAAGUCGCCCACUCACAAUAUCUGACGAUUCCGAGGAGCCUGAAGUUCAGAUACGCCUGGGUUAUAUACAACGUCGUGUCGGCUACCUGCGUUAUAUCCCAUCCUCCAAAGUACACUUGUACUUGUAUAUAACCGUCGGCUUCCUGGCACUCGGCGUCCUGGCCCUCGUUAUCAUCGGCGUCCUUCUACGACGUCGGAGCCGACUGGCGGUAGAGAAAUUGCAGGACGACAUGGAGCAGAUGGAGCUCCGGAUGCAAACCGAAUUCCGGCAAGCCUUCGCUGAGCUUCAGACAGACAUGACCGACAUUACAGGCGAGCUGGUGGAGACAGGCCUACCUUACAACAAGUUCAAUGUCUACGCUUUCCAAAUACUCUUCCCAACCGAUGACGUCACAGAGAUGACGUCACACAAACUGGCUAGAUAUCCUGAAAUUGAUUGUGUUGACGUGACAUCCCUAGACACUGCCAUGCUGGAACUGGAAAGUCUCUUCUUGAACAAGUUCUUCGUCAUCACCGUCAUUAACACCCUGGAAAAUCAGAGGACGUUAUCUCUGUCCGACAAAUCAACCUUCGCCGGGUGUCUCGCGGCAUGUCUGUUACAGAAUAUGGACUUUUUCUCGCAACUGACCAAAUUACUGCUGGAGCAGUAUGUACCUGAUGCUAUUGCAAGAAAGAAACACAAAAGUCUCUUUCGAAGGUGCGAGUCUAUCACGGAGACUGUCACGUCUACGUGGCUGGGGAUGUGUCUGCACCAGCAUCUCUUGAAAAGUCGCGGCGGUUCAGCUUUGAUCAUGUUGGUGAAGGCGAUGCAGACGGUGAUGGAGAAGGCCCCGAUAGACGCCGUCACUGGAGCAGCUAGGGCCACACUGGCCUAUGACCAACUGCUGCUGACCCAAACUGACAAUGAUCAAUCGAUAACUCUUAAAGUGCAAAUCAAUGGAGGGGAGUUUGCGACGACCUGCGCCGUUCUGCAGUGUGACACAAUAACACAGGUCAAGGCCAAAUGUCUCGGGGUCAUCUAUAAGAAGGACCCGGCAUCCAUUCGGCCCCGUUCGGCGGAUAUAGAUUUGCAAUGGCUAUCUGGCAACCAGGGGAAGUUGAUACUCAAAGAGGAAGACACGUGCCCUGCCGCCGACGAGAAUCACGUCAAGCUUAUGACGUUGUCAGACUAUCACGUCACUGACGGUUCGCUCGUCGAGCUCCUGAAUAAACACACGACAGAAGAGGAGGAAGACCGAUACGUGAACUACAAGAAUAUUCAGCAACAACAGCUAACUCAUAGCGAGGUACAACUUCUCGUUGAAGACGAGGAAGAGGAAGAGGAGAAGGGAGGAAGUAGUAGAGUAGACGCCAUCAGAUACCACUUGGUGAAGCCGGAUGAGGAGGACCAAGGGAAGACCCGGAUACUGCCGGAGGCCCACCUACACAAGCUGCUACAGGCCAAGAUAAAUGUCAAGAAGUUUGUGGAUGACGUCAUCGACUCCGCGCUGGACAAGAAGGACGUCCCACUGUGUGUGAAGUACCUGUUCUGUGUACUAGAGGGACUGGCCCUGCGGCAUGACGUGGACCAGGACACUCUCGUGUCUUGGAAGAACAACAGCUACCCUGUCCGCUUCUGGGGCCGGCUGCUGUCUCGCCCAAACAUAGUGUUUGACAUCGACACCCCGGAGUAUUUGCAACCCUCGCUGGACAUCGUGGCCAGCACCUUCAUUGAUAGCUUCACACCCCCUCAAAUGCUCUCGAAGAAUUCAUCCCCUCACAAACUGCUGUUCUUCAAAGACCUUGACGACUACCGGGCGGUGGUCAAAUCCUUCCACCGUGGGGUCAGUUCGGCCCCUGCUGUGGACGAAAGGGACAUGGCUAAAGAGAUGCACAAACUCACCUAUAUGCAGAGCUUCAACCUGAACAAAAUAGCCGUGUUCUAUGAGCUGUUUCUUGUUAUUGCCAAAUUCAAAGAUGAGGUUUUAUCGGAUUUGGAAGAAAAUAAGGACACUAGCAGAUUGAAACUGAGCGAGAAGCUCGAGCACGUCCUGGAGCUCAUGGAGAGUUGAUCUUCACGGACAUUUCCUAACGACAAAGGCCAGGAGGCUGUUCCAAUUUCCGUACUGAUGUAGAUGUGUGCCAUCGCGCUAUCACACCAGUUCGGCCUUACCGCGGAAGAUGUACCUAGAAGAGCCUGUCACAUAACAUUAUGACUUGUUAUUAUUGCUGACACUUUAUAUUUUACAAUGCUGUUGCUGUAUGUUGUUGCCAUGGUAACAUCAUUGUUAUGCUUCCAUAUGUAAUUUACUCACAGUGCUUAUUUUAAACAGUGUUAUAUGAGUGUGUAUAGAUUUAACACGGUAGAGAAAAGAAGUUGAAAUAACAUGAGACGAGACAAGUGGCAAUUGUCUUGCUAUAGAAAGUCCGUCUUGUAAACAUGUAUACAUGAACGCUCCGACACGAUCGUGUUAUUAAAUAACACACUGUUAAUACAAAAACGUCAACGCCAGCGACUAACCAUGCAGUCUCGACACACGCCGAAACAGAUUCCAUUGGGCGUACAAAAUAAAAUAGCGUUGAAAAUUAUAUGAAACAACUCGCCGACAUGAUAGUGUACACACUACCCGUGAAGAUCAGGGAUAGAAUAGGUCUUCAGCAACCCAUGCUAGCCGUAAAGGGCGACUUGUAAGAGGUGACUAACGGGAUCGGGUGGCCAGGCUCGCUGACUUGGUUGAUGUAUGUCAUCGUAUCCCAAUUAAUUGGAUAAAUGCUCUAAUGUCAAUGAUUGGGCUGUCUGGUCCAGACACGAUUAUAUACAGACCGCCGUCAUAUAACUGGAUUAUUGCUGAUUGCGGCGUUAAAUAAUAUAAACAAACAAACAAACAAACAAUCAUAAUAACACGCCGAUAAACCAGACGAGACUAUUUGCCUUGAACACUUAAACACUCAACUAGUACUACAAAAUGACGUAUAGAAGUAUAUCUUGUAAAGAUUUUUCAUGUUAUAUUUCCAUGUUAUUUCAAAAUUAAAAUGAUUGUUGUAAAAUGAUAUUAUUUGUAGAUGUGAAUCAGCUUGACGCAUCGUGAAUGCUACAUCGCAUUUGGACUGAAAUGACAUUGAUGUACAUGGACCACAUGUGAUUCACUGCAAAUUGUUUACAGUUUGUAUUCUGAUAUGGACGUAGUUUGUCAUAACGUGCGUCGAACCUUCAGAUCUGAUAGUUCUAUAUAUAAAUGAUGCGAAUAUGAAGCGUAUUAUUCAAGUAACUGUCAAAUGUUUCCAACCGCUCCAUGACUCCAUACAGUCUCCAAGGUUGAUUCACUCCUGCUAUUUUAUUUCGUUGUUGAUUUAUAACUUCAUACCCCUGCCUAUCUCUAUCAUGUAAACAACGAAACAUAUUCCAGGGACUCGAGGUCCAUAUACAUAUUCUAUAUUGUAUAUCAUGUUUCAUCGCAAAUUUCUUCCUUAUAUUUUAUUUAUCGCACAACCAAAUAUAUAUGUACUUUAAUUAAAGUAUACACCAAUA